Rotaria sp. Silwood2 is the source of this 562-nucleotide messenger RNA. The record is from the annotation of a GenBank genome assembly. NCBI's taxonomy places the organism in Eukaryota, Metazoa, Rotifera, Eurotatoria, Philodinida, Philodinidae.
AUGGGUGCCCAAUAUUCAUCAUUAAAUGAGUUAAAAUCUAAUGAAUAUCUAUCACGUUUUGUUAGUGAGGAAAUAAUAUCAGUUAAUGAUCCAUUUUGGAAUCAAUUUCUUUCAUUUCGUCUUCAAUCUCCGUUUACAACUGCUCAUUCAAAAUUAAUUGAUGAAUCGUGUUCAAUAUUUCUUCAACAAUUUGAAGCUAAUAAUCCAAAAACAAAUAAUUAUGGAACACUUAUUGAGGUGUUCAUCCGUUUAGCUACUGCUGUUCGUGAUGAAUGUGAUGAUAAUAUUGUAACAUGGCAAACAUAUAGUGCUUUAUUUAUUCUUCGUUGUAUAACAAAAUAUUUUAUUGAAAUUGAUUCGGAACAAAAUCUCUAUCCAUAUUUUUUACCACAAGAUAAUUCAGAUCGAGUAUCAUUAAUGAGUUUUUUUGUUGAUAAUUUAUUUCGAGCGUCAAUCGAUAUAUGGCAGAGUGGUAAAAUAAAAUAAAGACUAAGGAUACUGAUACAAUCCAGAAGAUGAAACAACUGAUUUCAAUCUAUAGUUCAUUCUGCAAUAAUAUGAC